This is a messenger RNA of Funneliformis mosseae, 137 nucleotides long. Lineage: Eukaryota; Fungi; Glomeromycota; Glomeromycetes; Glomerales; Glomeraceae. The record is from the annotation of a GenBank genome assembly.
UCAACAACAAAUUGCUGACUAUUUUAACCAGCAAAAUCAGAAUCUUCAUAUUGACUAUUCAAUAGUUUUCAAAAUUUUAGGAAAGAAAGCUAAGUGGCUUGCAAUUACUUCAACACCAGCUAGCUCUAAAACUUUUC